Molecule: messenger RNA, 879 nt
Organism: Onychomys torridus (southern grasshopper mouse)
Lineage: Eukaryota; Metazoa; Chordata; Mammalia; Rodentia; Cricetidae
Product: dehydrodolichyl diphosphate synthase complex subunit Nus1-like
Exons: 1
Coding region: 1-879 (292 amino acids)
Cellular component (GO): dehydrodolichyl diphosphate synthase complex; endoplasmic reticulum membrane
Molecular function (GO): ditrans,polycis-polyprenyl diphosphate synthase [(2E,6E)-farnesyl diphosphate specific] activity
Source: RefSeq, a predicted model, not a curated record
AUGGCCGGGCUGCAGGCGCUGGUGCAGCGGGUGCUGCGCGCGCUGAUGUGGCGGGCACUACAAGCCCUGCUCUGCCCGCACCAAGCGCUCAUCUCUGCGCUGCGCGUGCGCCCGGACACCGGGAGCUGGAUCCCGUGGCUCCCCAAGCCUCUGACGGACCGUGGGAAUUCUCGUCGCAGUCCGCGCCGGCACCUGCACCCGCACCGGCACCCGUACUCGCGGCGGGACCCGGCGCUGGCCGCUAUGCACCCCGGGCUGCGCUGGCGCGCGGGCGGCGGGACCCUGCACAAGUUGCCGGUGCACCUGGGUCUGCUGAUCACGGAGUUGGAGCACAGCUUCUCGGACGUGGCGAGCAUCGUGGUGUGGUGCGUGGCCGUGGGGAUCUCCUACGUUAGCGUCUACGACCACCAAGGUAUUUUCAAGAGAAAUAAUUCCAGACUGAUGGAGGAAAUUUUAAAACGACAACAGGAACUUUGGGGCUUAGGUUGUUCCAGAGACUCAGCAGAGUUGGCAGAGUGUAACGGCAAAGACCGGCUAGUUUUAAACUGCUGGUCGGCAGUGCAGGUGCUGUCCCCAGAAGACGGGAAAGCAGGCGUCGUGAGAGCCGCCCAGGACUUCUGCCAAUUGGUGGCGCGGCAGCAACGGAGAGCCACGGAUCUGAACGUGGAUGUGUUCGACGGCUUGCUUCGUUCCCACGGCUUCCCUGAUCCGGAUUUAGUACUGAAGUUUGGUUCUGUGGACAGCACAUUAGGCUUUCUCCCCUGGCAAAUCAGACUGGCUGAGAUUGUGUCCUUGCCUUCUCACCUGAACCUCCAUUACGAGGACUUCUUCGCCGCCCUUUGUCAGUAUGCAGCGAGUGAACCGCGUCUGGGAAAGUAG